UAACUACAACUACAAAAUUAAAAUAAAAAAAAAAAUAAAAGUAUUGAAGAAAUUUAUAAGGAUUAUAUGGUUCUCUAAAACUGGAUUUCGAUUUUCGUGUAUAAAAUACUUACUAAAUUCUUAACUAAAAAUAAAAAAAAAAUGAUGUCAGGAAGGAUUGGCCACUUGCCUAUUUCAUCUGAGAAUCCCCUUGGACUUUCAUGGCAUGAUUCUGCAUGGAUUCCAUCCCUAAACCCUUCUAAUAUAAUGGAUUAUUUUUCAGAAAGGUCUAAUCCAUUUUUUGAUAGAACAUGUAAUAAUGAAGUAGUCAAAAUGCAAAGGCUUAGCAUGGACCAAUUGCAAAACAUGACAGGUCUGGAAUAUGUGUUGUUGCAUGUACAAGAACCCAUUCUGUAUGUGAUCAGAAAGCAGCACAGGCAUAGUAUUAAUCAAACUAUUCCUCUUGCUGAUUAUUACAUUAUCGCUGGAAUAGUGUAUCAAGCUCCAGAUUUGGCUAGCGUGUUGAACUCUAGACUGCUAUCUGCUGUCCACCAUCUGCAAAAUUCAUUUGAAGAAACUAUGUCCUAUUCAAAGUACCAUCCUAGCAAAGGUUACUGGUGGGAUUUCAAGACUAAUAAAUCAGGGCCAUUUAACAUGGGACAGUCUGCCCCCAAAGAAGUGCCCAGUGCCUCUAAGGAAGAACCAUCAACACUUUUCCAAAGGCAAAGGGUAGAUAUGUUGCUGGCAGAGUUGGUGAGACAGUUUCCAUUGCCCGUUGCACAGGCAGCAAACCAGAAUGGAGUUACAGUGAAGACUGAAAAUGUUAUUGACAAAAACUCUGAGAAGCCAACUGAGGGUAACAAUAUAAAUAAUAUCACAAUAAAACAAGAACCUGUGGACCCUAUCAGCUCUGAGAUGACAAAUGGUAACAUGCAAGGACAUAUGGAAAUCAAAACUGAAAUUAAACAGGAAAAUAUGAAACCUCCACCUGAGAAAAAACCCAGAACUCUGUAAUUGAAAGUUUUCAUGAAAAAUAAAACACAUCUUAAUAUGGAAUAUUUUACAUAAUAAGUCUUUAGUUUAAUAAUAAAUUAAAAAUUAAAUGUAUUUUUUCUUUAAA
Messenger RNA from Bicyclus anynana (squinting bush brown), 1099 nucleotides. It is a transcript of the gene MED6, whose product is annotated as mediator of RNA polymerase II transcription subunit 6. Bases 142 to 993 code for a protein of 283 amino acids. NCBI's taxonomy places the organism in Eukaryota, Metazoa, Arthropoda, Insecta, Lepidoptera, Nymphalidae. Gene Ontology annotation, molecular function: transcription coactivator activity. Gene Ontology annotation, biological process: regulation of transcription by RNA polymerase II. The record is from RefSeq and is a predicted model, not a curated record. The transcript has 5 exons. Gene Ontology annotation, cellular component: core mediator complex; mediator complex.